Xiphophorus hellerii (green swordtail) is the source of this 2090-nucleotide messenger RNA. It is a transcript of the gene irf1a, whose product is annotated as interferon regulatory factor 1a. NCBI's taxonomy places the organism in Eukaryota, Metazoa, Chordata, Actinopteri, Cyprinodontiformes, Poeciliidae. The record is from RefSeq and is a predicted model, not a curated record. Gene Ontology annotation, biological process: immune system process; regulation of transcription by RNA polymerase II. Gene Ontology annotation, cellular component: nucleus. Gene Ontology annotation, molecular function: RNA polymerase II cis-regulatory region sequence-specific DNA binding; DNA-binding transcription factor activity, RNA polymerase II-specific. The transcript is spliced from 7 exons. The coding region runs from base 535 to 1404 and encodes 289 amino acids.
UGUAGCACUGUUGCAGGCUCACGUGACAUGCCUGCCGUGAAUCAUGUUUGUUCUGCUUCCAUCUGGUGUUCUUUGUGUGGACACACUGUUGUACUUCAGGUGCAGUAAACUCUCUUAACUCUGGCUUUCACACCUGAAAACCUAUGACACACUCAUGAGAAAGAAAAAAAAAUCAGAUUCCAACUAAUUUUAAAAGUGGCAGCAGGACUUCAUUAGUAUAAUUUUAUUCUUAUCAUUUCAAAAUGUCACAUCAAUCAUAGCCUAUUUAAAUACAUUAACACAAUCCUAAACCCAUCCAACCACUCCAUGCAACUUCAAAAGAAAAGAAAACCAGUGUGAUUUCCUAUAAGAGGAGGAGCCCAUUUUUGAGGAAACUUAACUGGAGGAGGAGCUGAAUCAAGUUUACAUGUGUGAGGAGCUGGAUGAAAAUUACCUGUGAUUGGAAGAUUCUGAUAGAGUAGGACGGUUGUUCCAGUAGAACUUGAUUUGAUCACCCCACAUCUUUUUUUUUUUUAUUUUACUACUUGGACUCCCAUGUCUCUUGUGGCACCUAUUUCCAAACCACCUUUCUGCACACUUGAAGCGCUGACCUGCAGUAUGCAGCAACCGGUAAGGCAGAGACUGAGACCUUGGCUGGAGGAACAGAUUCAGUCCGGGAAGUAUCCAGGUGUCAGCUGGCUGGAUCAGUCAGCUUGCAUCUUCCAGAUUCCAUGGAAACACGCAGCUCGCCAUGGUUGGAGCAUUGACCGGGAUGCUACGCUCUUCAGGAGUUGGGCUAUGCACACAGGAAAGUACCGUCCAGGCAGAGACAAGCCAGAUCCCAAGACAUGGAAAGCAAAUUUCCGGUGUGCCUUGAAUUCCCUACCGGACAUCUGUGAACUGCGGGAGCACAGCAGGAAGCGAGGCAGCAACGCCUACAGAGUCUACAGGAUGCUGCCCAGUUCUCAAACACGCAGACGAAGGAGAACAGGACUGUUCCACAGGCCGCAGGAGAGGCCGAGAGGUUUGGAAAACUCCAGAAGUGAUGACACAUACACCUCACAGCAAACCUGGCAGCCUACAACAGCACUACCUGUUACAGACCCACCACAUAAGGUGGAGACCUGUGUACAACACAGCUUUAACAGCCCUGAAGUACAAGGAAUGUGGGAAUCCAAACCUGUGGAUCAGGAACCAAGUGAGGCUGUCUGUAAGCUAAUGGACCAUUUAGGCAGCACUGACCUCUGGAACCAGACAUGGGAGCAGAGAGGAUGGAGGACACACACUCAGUGGGAACAACCGCAAUGUGCUGGUGAGGAGAACCCGUAUCCUCUACAGACGGAGGACUACAGUGAUCUGUUUGGCCCAAACUACAUCAAAGAACUCUCAGACUGGUCCACACAUCAGCAAACACUGAUGCUGUAGCUGUUUGUCUUCUCUUUUUGUUCUGUAUUUAUCAUACAUUUGUUUAAAUGACAAUUUCCUUUAUAUACUUCUGGUUGUUUCCUUGUUUCUGUUGAGCUGACUGCAGAAUGAGUAACCUGAAUGAAAUAAAGCUGGGGAGCAACAGACGUUAUUGCUGUGUCAAUCAGCCUGCGUGCUGGGAACGCUGGAAUGAGAGGAUCUGGUUCCAAGCCAAGCUUUAGUGCUGCUGUCAUCAUUUGUGUUCACUCUGGUUCAAUGACUCAGACUCAUUAAAAAGACUCCAACUGCACAGCAGAGCUUUCAGAGUAAACAGCUCAGAUUUCACCCAAGCGCAGGAUUUGGUAUUGAUCUCCUGUCUAUUUUUGACGGUCUCUGGAUGUUUUUACUAAUAACAAUUAGGUCAGAGCAAGAAAAUAAAACAAGAAACAUAAUAAUGUGUGUGUUUGUGUUUUUAAGCUCAAUUCAUAAUUUGCUCUAAUUUCUUUUUACAAAGAAAAUUGAGUUCAGCCUCAUUUUGUUAUGCAUGGCAUAAAAAAAUGUGAUUCUUUGUCUUUGUGAGUUUUUUUGUUAUUGUUGCUGGUUUUGAAGAAUUGUCUGAUUUUGUUUUUUUUUAUGUCAGUUUGACCACCAGUUUUAUGCCUUUAUUGUGAAUUAUGAAUGAAAAAUUAAACAUGGUUUGUGCAUAA